Molecule: messenger RNA, 851 nt
Organism: Salvia splendens (bonfire salvia)
Lineage: Eukaryota; Viridiplantae; Streptophyta; Magnoliopsida; Lamiales; Lamiaceae
Product: senescence/dehydration-associated protein At4g35985, chloroplastic-like
Exons: 2
Coding region: 1-786 (261 amino acids)
Cellular component (GO): plasma membrane
Source: RefSeq, a predicted model, not a curated record
AUGCUCAAUCCUCUCUUCUCUUCCAUCUUUCUCUUCCCCUUUUCUCUUUUGAAUUACGGAUUGACUUUAGCGGCGAAGGGGCAGGAGGGGAAGGUGAGGGAGCUUGACGCGGUGCUGGAGAAAUUCAACGCGUUUAAGGUGGAGAAGGAGGCGGCGGUGGUGGAGCAGGGGUGGUGGGGGACGGUGGCGCGGGAGGUGUCGCCGGAGGAGAUGAAGGGGGAGAAGAAGGAGGAGGUGGAGAAGAGCGCCGCUGCGUAUUGGACGACGCUGGCGCCGAAUGUGGAGGAGUAUAGCGGGAGCGUGGCGAAGCUGAUCGCCGCCGGGUCAGGGCAGCUGGUGAGGGGGAUUUUGUGGUGUGGAGAUGUCACUGUCGAUAGGCUUAAAUGGGGGAAUGAAUUCUUAACUAAGAGAAUGGGGAAAGGCUCAAGUUCUGAGGUUAGCCCUCAAGCUUUGAGGAGAUUGAAGAGGAUGAAGCAGAUGACGAAGAUGCCGGAGAAGGUUGCAACCGGGCUGCUCUCGGGGGUUGUGAAGGUCUCUGGUUUCUUUACUAGUUCAGUUGUGAAUUCUGCAGUGGGGAAGAAAUUCUUCAGCCUUCUUCCUGGAGAGAUCAUUCUUGCUUCCUUGGAUGGAUUCAGUAGGGAGGGGAAGAAGAAUCGGAAGGAAAUUAUAAUAUAUAUGGAGCUAGGGCUUAAAAGAGUAUUUUGGGAAAAAAUAGAAAAUAUUGAGGGCUAUAAUGUCUACUCAAUAUAUAUAUUGUUAACGUGGGUAUUAAACUUGGCCAUUUAAGAAACUUACAUUUACUAAAUGCAUCAAACAAUAACCGAGAAAAAGAAAAGGCUACAUAAUUUGGA